Messenger RNA from Penicillium mononematosum, 1071 nucleotides. RefSeq lists its product as uncharacterized. Bases 1 to 1071 code for a protein of 356 amino acids. The record is from RefSeq and is a predicted model, not a curated record. The transcript is spliced from 4 exons. Lineage: Eukaryota; Fungi; Ascomycota; Eurotiomycetes; Eurotiales; Aspergillaceae.
AUGGACCAAAAGAACGCCUUCCAGGCGCUGUCAAGCGAUAAUCGCGGUGGUAUCAUCACCUUGACCUCGGUAUCCCUUCUGAUUGUGGCUGUAAUCUUUGUGCUCGCUAAGAUCGGUUCGGUGAUUUAUUUCAAGCAGCGACGGACAUCAGUCAAUACUCCCAUCUGGGUUGCUUUGAUUCUUGCAAUUGUUCAAGUCGUUGUCUUACAGAAGGCUGUUGACCAUGGACUGGGAAAGCACCAGGACCGGCUUAGCGAAGGCGAUAUCCAGGCAUGGAACAAGUUCGCCUUCGCUGCUCAUAUUCUGCUUAUCAUUGUCUUGUCGCUUUCGAAAAUGUCGACCAUCCUGCUGGUUUGGAAGCUCACGCCGAGUAAGAGCCUCCGUCGCAGCUGUGCUGUCACCGCUGGUAUAGUUGUCGGGUGGUCGAUAUUCGGAAUGUUGAGUAUAGCUUUCCAGUGUGAAUUGCCGGAUCCGUGGCUAUACUCCCCCGAGCGAUGUGCUGGAGAGGGUGCCCUAUUCUACCCGAUCGCAGUCUUCAACAUCCUCACAGAGAUUAUGAUUGUUGUACAGCCAUUUGUUAUGAUGCAGAAUGUCCAGAUGGUCUGGCACAAGCGGGUGAAGAUUCUGUGUUCUUUCUCUUUGCGCCUAAGUAUCGUCGGCCUCGGAAUCGCCCACCUAGCCCUCAUACCUUCAUUCGUUCACUCAACCGAACGUCUCCUAUUCCCGAAGGGAUUUGGGCUCGAGCUCCCGCAGACCAAGGCCAGCGAGAGUAUCAACCAAUCCUACUCGGGAGCAACCCAGUCGCAUUUGCGGUCGCGGUCGCGGUCGCUUGAACGCUCGAGGAAGAAUGGACGGUCAAUGUUUGAUGGAUGGGGAGGUGGGACCGGGGUUGUCACCAGGGUUUCGUGUCGGGAUUCGAACCAGAAUUAUGAGGGUGGCCGGCAGUCUAAUUCAAGCGAGGGGACUGAGAGUACGCGGCAUUUGACACAGGGACUCCAAGGGAAGGGAGCCGUGCUUAGGACGGUGGAUAUCACGGUGGAGGUUGAGGAGCAUCAUCGGGACCGGCUUUGA